Cinclus cinclus is the source of this 1214-nucleotide messenger RNA. It is a transcript of the gene LRRC19, whose product is annotated as leucine rich repeat containing 19. Gene Ontology annotation, molecular function: signaling receptor activity; protein binding. Lineage: Eukaryota; Metazoa; Chordata; Aves; Passeriformes; Cinclidae. The record is from RefSeq and is a predicted model, not a curated record. Gene Ontology annotation, biological process: interleukin-8 production; positive regulation of non-canonical NF-kappaB signal transduction. Bases 51 to 1214 code for a protein of 387 amino acids. Gene Ontology annotation, cellular component: plasma membrane. The transcript is spliced from 5 exons.
CACCAUGUUAUUUCUUGUCAGUGCACUGAAAAAUCUACACAUGUAUACAUAUGAUACCUCUAAGAAGCAACAGAAAGGCUCCAAACAUGAAACUUUCUUGGCUUGUGAUCUGGGCUGGAACACUGUUUUUGAAUCCAGUCACUGCUGACUGCAACAUUACUUCCCAAACUGUUGUUUGUGAGGAGUCUGGAAAGAACCUCUCUAAUAUCUCCCUCAAUCUUUUUCAAAACGUUACUAAAUUAAGCCUCAAAAGAAAUAAAAUCACUUUAGAAGAUCAUGACAAAGAGAUUCUUGGGCGUUUUAUUAACCUCACUGAACUUCAUCUGAAUGAAAACAACAUUACUGUACUGAACAAUAACAGCUUCUACAAUCUGAAAAAUCUCAAAACUCUGGAUAUUAGCAACAACAGUAUUAGCACAGUUCAUAAAGCAGCAUUUGCAGGAUUAAAUCAACUCUCAGUGUUGAAUCUAUCCUAUAACAUGAUCGCUCAGCUGGAUUCAGAUACAUUUACUUCUCUAGAAAGUCUGACAGUAUUAGAUCUACAGUGUAAUUUUCUGAAAUAUUUUCAUAUAGAAUCAUCUUUUAAACCAAUUAAAAUUGUUUUAGCUGGAAACCCACUGAUCUGCUCCUGUGACCUCCUUGACUCACAGAUGAGGUUAACUGCCUCCGAUGUGACAUUGGAAAAUGAAUGCAACACUACAUGUACACUCUCAAACAUGGAAAAAAUCCCCAUCAAGACAGUAGCUAUCCAAACACCUGACUGCAAAACUGAAAAGACUUCUUUAGAAAACACUGUAACUUCCGCUCCUGCUGUUAAUCUUAGAAGCAAUGCCUUAAUAACAGCUCUGACUCCAAACAACAUCACUGGAAACAAUGGAACUCAUGCAGAGUUACCACUUGUUGGGAAAACUUGGACCUUCUUAGUGGGUGUCCUAGGGUUUGUCCUAGGCACUACACUCCUGAUUUUUACUGCUGUAAAAUGCCCAGCAUGGUAUCACUACUUGAUCAGCUACCGUCACCGUCGUCUUCAAGAAAAUGACUCAGAGAUGUUUGAACAGGAGUUCUCAGCUGACAUGAGUCCUUCUCCUUCAGUAUCGGGUACAAGCAGUGAAGAACCAAUUGUAAUAUUUGAGAAAGUUCAUUCAUGUGGAGAUGAAGAAGAUGGAUUUAUUGAAGAUAAAUACAUAGAUAUUUAUGUAAAUGAGAAGUGUUAA